ACUAGUUUCACGACCAUAGUAAUAACAACAACAACAAAGAACGCGACGCCCACCGCUGCCCCAUUCUCACUCCUCCGAGCCGCCGAUUGCUUUGCCUCAGGAGCGUUGUUGAGUAAGAAAUACGUAAUAGACUUGGAGGUGUUCGAACAACAGGCGACCGCUCUCGAACAAGAACUGGCAAAUUUGGAAAGAUGGGAAUGCGAAUUUCGGGAAGACAUACACCAACAGCUGCGCGACCGAAUAGAAAAAUUGGAGAGAGACGUUCGAGAUUGUCGCGAGGUGGUGUGCCGACUCAAACACACAUCGUCACAGAGUCUCGACCGCAGCCAAAGCCCAAUAGCGAUAAAAACUUCUCUGUCGUCGGGAACGUCGGAACGACCGGACAAGCAAACGUACCCUGACGCAGACAUCGUAAUAAAAUACGAGAUGAGCGUACUGGAGGAGCAAGCCUGGCGGACCCCCUCGCCACCGACGCGAAUACCGAUCGCGACACAAUCUCCGGACCGAACACUAGUCCAACGGAAGAGCAAGUCGCCCGUAUCUAUGCAGAUUACGAAGAACAAUAAGGCGUCGGUCACACCGACGCAAGAGCCAACACCUUCGACGAGUAGAGGAGUGGCCCGAGCAACAACAUGGAUGGAGAUAAGUCGCAUCGUCGACCUAGAUACAAGUGAAGAGGAGAUUGACGUAGAAGCCCUAACGCCGCCGAGAGACACACUACAAUUAAAAUCUAUGAUAAAAGUGAAUAGAAUUGAUGAGGUAGAUGCGUCAUUGAUAUUAGAAAACCGUACGAGGGGCAAACCACGUAUAGAUCAUAGGAUGCAAUUAGAUAACCGGACGCGAAGAGAAAUCCGAGCCGAUGAAAAGAUAACCAAAUUCAUUGGAACAGAGACACGGAGAGGCCCACAUCACCACAGAAAAUCAAUGAUGCGUGAGCGUAAAAAGGCCACGUGGCGUAUCAAAACGAGGGAAGGCUACCCGGCGGGAGUGGCGAGCAAAAUACGCCAAGAGAGAGAACAUAGAAGGAAGGAAAAACGCAAUAAGAGGAAGAGAGAACAUCAACAAGCCGAAUCAACGGGCGCUAGGAACCAGCACCUCAUCCACUACCAAACAGCUACCUCAGAGAAGUCGAGUGGCGCCGAGAAUGCGAGCGUGCCGUCCGCAUACAUUGCGCCAGGCGGGAGUAUGCAGCAGCACGCGGUUGCAGGCCGGGCGAUCGAGACGCAUGUUGAGACAGCCGCAGCGGGGCUACUCAGGAGAGAUGAGAGAGGCGCCGAGGUCGUGACACAACGUAAGAUAGUAGAGGAGUGAGCAAAAGCUAGUCCAGGCGGGCAGAGCAGCGUCUACAUUGGAGUGAAGGCCGAGGAGUAGGAGGUAUCUAAUCCAACUCGUAAGCCGACCUAACCCGAAACGACAAAGUGGACCGAGCAGACCAAACCGAUUAUGUUCGGGCGAGGACCUAACCCACAUGAUCCUUCAUUCACUGAUGCAGUCCAACUCAACCUAACUUAAUUCGAAUAAGUAGUAACACUAAGAAGUUGAAUUGUAGUUUGUUGAAUUAUACAGUAAAAACUAAAUAUUGAAAAUAGAUUAUUUGACAAAAAACUAAUUUUGAAUUAGUUUGAGAGAUCCGCGAUAUGUUCAAGUAUUAAGUAAGAAAUAUUUUUAUCAUAUAUAAAACUUAUUUUAUAAUAUUAUAAACGUAACAGUAUUAAAACAUUAAAAGUAUAUUGUAAAUUAUAUUUACACAAAAAAAUAAAGAAAAUACAAAUAUAAGUAGGAAUAUAGCGAUUUUUAAUAAGUUACAAAUCGAAAUAUCAAGAGACGCUGUAGCGUCUCGCGCCAAGUGAACGCGCGAAGCGAGGAACGGCGUAAGACCGGCCGCGUAUAACUUACGCCGACCAACUAGUUCAACGUAGGCAAGAUUUCUCGUUCGGUUAUAACGGCUAAUCGGAUGAAUUUCUGGAUAGGCUCUAUCGAUUCCUUGGAAUUGAUUUACUUCAUAAAACUAUCUUUAUAUUUGUCCUACAUAGUUCAUGAGAGAAGAUAUUUUAGUGGAAAGUCCGAAAUGGCAAAAUUUUACGAUUAAGAAACGUUCUAUUAAUGUCAAUCUCAGCCUUUCUCCGUCAGAGGCGCCACUCAGCUGCGCAGUCAGCGACGCAUGAACCAUGUGGUUAAGUCGUGUACACGUGUUGGUGUCAAGAGACGCGGUAGUAUUUUGUACAAAACAAAGUAAGAAUCGCGUAAGUGAGAAGGAGAAUGUUAACCUCUUCUUCUCGUUCUCACUCGCUGACACGACCGUUUUUCAAAACAGCGACUGAAAAAGAGAAUAUUUUCGUUUUCACUCGGCGUUUCAAAGCAACUGAGUGCUCGCAUCGUACGUAUAAGCCAAGCGUUUAUAGAAGAAAUACAGUCUUCUGUUAAAUUGAUACGCAAAUCUUGUAAAAUUAUAAUUAUUUAUGAAACUUAUGUCAAAUUUGUGUGUGUUUUAUAAAUAUGCAAUCAUUUAUGAAAAAAAUUUGAUAUACCUGUAAACCAUAAAUGUGAACAAUACCUAUCUUUUUAAAAAAAAGGUGAAAAAAGACGCCAAGUUCACGCUUCUUGCCUGCACGAGUGGAAUUAUACAAAAAUUAAUGUUUCUAUAAAAAAUAUUUUAUUUGUAAAAUAACAUUUAAAAAUGUUAAUAAAAAAUAUUGUUGUUUAAACUUCUAUUUUUUACAAAAAA
Molecule: messenger RNA, 2725 nt
Organism: Odontomachus brunneus
Lineage: Eukaryota; Metazoa; Arthropoda; Insecta; Hymenoptera; Formicidae
Exons: 3
Coding region: 427-1311 (294 amino acids)
Source: RefSeq, a predicted model, not a curated record